GGCAUCUGUGGACGGACCAGUACAGGCUGUGGUGGCCGCGCCGAAACAACAUGGACGGGAUCUAGAAGACGCUUGUACAGAGACGAAUGAUAAAGUCGCACGAUGACCUCGGGUAUAACGAGCUCCUACACGACGAUUCAGAGUGUCCCUGAGGACGUGGGCGCAGCAAAGCCGCCUGAUAAUGAAGAUGGAGAGGAAAGUGCUGACGCCCCGCUCAUCUCCGACCAGCCGUCCAGCGUGUGUCCCGGUCCGGAAGACGUGUGUCCAGGUCCGUCAGACGCGUGUCCAGGUCCGUCAGACGAUCAAGAGACAGAGGAAGACAACAGCACCGAGGCAAAACCCACAACGCCCACUCCCACAGACGACGACGAAACGGAAGCCAAACCCAAACCUGUCCCACUGCGCGGCUCAAAAAUACACCUGGACUGUCCUGCAAACGAGGCCGACACGCCCCCCUCUGCAGAACAACCCACCAACGAACCCAAUCUGUCUCCCGAUUGCGCCAAACCGCCUCCUCUCCAGAGCGUUUAUGGACUCGCCACUGAGCCCGGAGCGCCAAGUGAUAUUUUCAAAAAGAAGGAAGUGAAGCGUUCGUAUUCUUGCCCUCGGCCCGAGCGACCUCCACCUCCAGCUGGUUACUACGGCGUCCGCUCCUGCACCUCUAAACCCGCUUCUGUGUGCUCUGACUACGAGGACGGCCAGGAAUCCAUGUCUUCCUCUGUGAGCUCUGAGCAGCAGUCUCCUGUGUCUCUAGGUCCCGCAGACGACCACGGGAACCUUUUUGGCAUUUAUCGAGGAACGAACGAAGACUCUGAGAAACCUGCUGUUCCACCUCGGCCCCCUCAACCCAAACAGCCCUACGUCCCUUUUGCAUCGCUGGCUUCUCAGCCAAGACCGCCGCCGCCGCCGUUCAGACCCCCUCCUCCACCGUCGGAAACAGAACCUUUAUACAGCGAGAUACAGUAUCCAGCUUAUUUGCACAUUCUGCCUGAGCAUGAUAACAAUGUGGCCCUCGAGAACAAGACGAUCAACAGCCGUUCUUCCACAAAUCGUUCAAGUAUGGUUUACACUCAGGAAAUAGUUGAGAUGUUAAGGUGGUUGAAAGUAGUGUCCAAGACUGACUACAUGGCUCCAUCUUUAUAUGGCGCUAGUUUAGAAGAAGAAAUAAGAUCUUUUCAUCAGACAACUAUGAACCUCAAAAAGGCUCUGCGCCUCUUCAAUCUUCUCAUGAUGAAGCGCAGUGAAAUACUUCGAGACCACAUCUCCGAGCUCACGUCCACGUCUGACGCUCUGGACAAGGCGCUCAAGAGGAAGAAAACCAUCCAAGUGGCCGGAGGCACCACCGGCGCUGUGGGAGGAGUCACGGCGGUGGUGGGCCUCGUUCUGGCUCCUGUGACUCUCGGAGCGUCUCUUAUUGCCACGGCCGUAGGCGCCGGUAUGGUGGCCUCUGCGGGGGGAGUAUCUGCACAUGUGGCUAAGACCAAAAAGAAGGUUAUCACAAGAGCUGGAAUGGAGAGAUUAAUAAACGACUACACAGACAAAGUGAAGGACCCUGAGCACUGCCUGUGCUUCAUCCUCUCAGCCAUGAACGAGGUGCGUCGCUACGACUCUGCUCGUCUGCAGAGAGCAGGAGCUCAGCCCGACUCUCUGAAGGUGGCACAGCUCACUCAGUCUGUGUUUAACAACAUGGACACAGUGAGGAGGAACCUGGCAGCACAGCCUGGAGGAAUGUCCUCAGAGAGACUGCUUCAGGGCUUUGCCAAAGAACUGGAUUAUUAUUUUACAGAGAAAGAAGGACAGAAGCUGAAAGAGUCCAGAAAGAGCAGGUUUUCUGGUCGAGUGCGUUUACUCGGUGAAAACCUUCAGGAUGAACUGGAUUACUUAAAUUAUAUGUGGGAACUUUUCAACUGAGACCUCUGUACAGACACGCUCUUUGUCCUUCAGCAAAGCUACGCUAUGGGACUUUUCUAGUGGCAGGUGCCCUACCUGCUUGUGUCCAUAGAAACUGUAGGUCCAUGUCAAAAAUGUUCCACAGUAAUGCAUUAAAGUUAUUUGCA
This is a messenger RNA of Periophthalmus magnuspinnatus, 2057 nucleotides long. RefSeq lists its product as uncharacterized. Gene Ontology annotation, cellular component: membrane; extracellular region. The record is from RefSeq and is a predicted model, not a curated record. The coding region runs from base 103 to 1911 and encodes 602 amino acids. Gene Ontology annotation, molecular function: lipid binding. Lineage: Eukaryota; Metazoa; Chordata; Actinopteri; Gobiiformes; Gobiidae. The transcript is spliced from 13 exons. Gene Ontology annotation, biological process: lipid transport; lipoprotein metabolic process.